Phymastichus coffea is the source of this 2865-nucleotide messenger RNA. RefSeq lists its product as uncharacterized. The coding region runs from base 51 to 2153 and encodes 700 amino acids. The transcript is spliced from 3 exons. The record is from RefSeq and is a predicted model, not a curated record. Lineage: Eukaryota; Metazoa; Arthropoda; Insecta; Hymenoptera; Eulophidae.
UAGACGUGGUGCGGUAUCGGCUUGACAUCAUUGAGCAAACAACAAUAUUCAUGCCUGUAGCGCUUUCUUCGACGCUCAGCGCGAAUUGUCGCGAAGCUUGUCGUGAAAUGGUAAAGCGCGGAGAGCAAUUAACAAUAGGAGUGUUGCUAGCGACAGCCGUGGCUCUAACUAUAGCCACGAGCCCAUUGGAUUUAGUAGACGAUCUAAUCGCAUCUCCCUCGUCACCCGAAGCAGCAUCAUUACCACCGCCGCCAGUGAAGCUCGACAAAAACUUACGACGCGCGCUGCUCAAGGCUCUUGUCGAUUUGGAAGCCGAAUCUGCGGAGCAGCAACAGGAAAAUUCGACGAAUCGACUGAGCGACGAGGACAAUGCGACGGACAUCGACGAGAGCAAAUACGAUUUCCUCGAGAUUUCAAAGCAGAAGAGCACGAGCUUCUCGUUCGAUGGUUUCCCCGGCGAGGAAGACACGCCGAGCGAGGAUAAGCUGCAGAACACCACGUUCGUCGAGAACGACAAGUACGUGACUGGCGACGAGGCGGCCAGCAAUAACAGACCGAGCAACGCACAGCAGCCGUCCAAGGAUUACAUCAAGGGCGUUCAGGUGCAUCACGCAGUGUCAUCGGACAAGUCGUCAGCGAUUUACGAGGCGAAGCAGCCAGGCGAACUGUUGGAAACCGUGGAGAGCCGCAACGUCGCAUCCUCGACCUCGUCGUCGUCGGCCGAAGCGCCUCCGACCGCGUCGUCAUCGUUGUCAUCGUUGUCGACGACGAGCAAUAGCAAUGACGGCCCACUGGUCCAGCAAAGCGUCACGUUGGCACCGCUCGUCGAAACGUCCCGGGAAACGCUGACCGCGAGCGCCAGUGGGAACAUCGCGUCGGCAGCGGCAAACUCACUGGUGGCUCCACGGCCGACCGCGGCGACCAACGCGAACAACGAAACCACGCCGAACUUCGGCUCGAAGAUCGUGCAACUCAGCGGCAAGAGCAACAGCAACGCCAACAAAGAGGAAGCCGAGGAGGUGAAGAUCUUUCAAGCUCCGUUGGUCGCGGCGUUCACCGUCCAGCAGGACGAGAGAGGAGUGCCCAAAAACAUCGUGCCGUUGUACAAGAGUGCCAACGACCCUCAGCCGUUGAGCCUCCAAGAGCAACUGGAAUUCAAGCAGCGGCUGCUGGAGAAGCAGCUGGCACAGCUGCAAGCUCAGCAAGCUCAGCAGACGCAGUUCCUGCUGCGCCAGCGCCAGGCUUACGAGGAGCAAGUGAGACAGAAGCAGCAGCAGGAGUACUACCUGCAGGAACAGCAAAGGCUGAAGCUGCUUCAAGAGCACCAACAGCAGAGACUAAGAUUGCAGCAGAGGCCGGCUUUUCAACUAGCGGCUGGCAUUAUUCAGCAACAGCUGCCGUUGCCGCAGCAGCAGACGCUUUUCAACGCCAAUGGCGUGCCACAGCAACAGCAGCAGCAGCAGCAGCAGCAGCAGCAGCAGCAGCAGCAGCAGCAGCAACAGUCGAUCUUCCAACCGAACAACCUAGCUCAGCAAUUACAGCCAACUAGCUUCAAAACCAACAGCGCGUUCAACGCUCCGCACUUGGCCAGCUUCAAUCAGCAGCAAACGGCUUUCAAAACGAGCAACGUCCAGCUUCAACCGAGCCUGAGCUUGGAAGUGCCGAGCAACGUGCCGGCAAUACCGUUCAAACCCGCGGCCCAGCAACAGUUGAGAGCGCCGCUUCAGCAACAUUUCCAACCGUUCCCCGUGGACUUCCAACAGCCACCCGCCCCGGCAUCGCCAGUCACCAGGUUCAAUCGACAGGAGGCUUUCAACGCCGUCGCUAACUUUGGAUUCAACCACUUCCAGAACGACGACAAGUCGGUCAGGCAGAGCCAGCUCGUUCAGCAACAGCGGGCCCUGCAAAACGGCAAUUUCGCCUUUGAUUUAGGAUUCAGACAGCAGCAGAGGCCGUUCGCACCAUCCGUUACGCCGGCAAGGCAAAUUCAGGAAUUGCUCUACCAGUCGGGUAUCGCCGGCGAUUUGCAGGGCUCGGGAACGAGGAAUCAAGAGGACAUCAAUAUCGUGUCCAAGGUUUUGGCGCUCAACGUUGGCGCUUUCCCCGAGCAGCGGACCAAUGGAUUUCAACAGUUCAGCGGGUUAAAGAAGUGAAUGUCACGCUGCAAAGACUUUGUGUUCCGAUUCUACAGCCGCGCGUGGAUGGUCGUCAACAAGUGUGCGAUAGUCUCCCUUUUUAACGCCCGUUUGCAAAAGUCUGAUGGUCGACCACUGCUUGUAAAUUAUUACGCUCUGACUAACUUAUAGAUUGGAUCUGUGCGCCGUGAGACUUUUGCAAAUCACAGUGCCGCGACAAUAAUGAUGACCUCGUGUACAUAUCGGCUGGCUAGAGUCCGUAAAAGAGAAGUUUCAGCUGUCCGGUAACGUCUCUUCGAUUAUAAUUUAUUCCAUGAACCAACGGAUAACCUUCCUGGAUACGAUAUUGUCCUUUUUCUCUUCAUUUACGCGCUCUUUUUAUAUAUCGUUGUCAUUUUGAUAAUAAUCACUUAAUCUCCACAACUUUGCUGGCGAUCGUUCUUUUAUCUUUUUUCUCAUGGGUUUUACUUCACGACUCGAAGUCAUCAAAUUUUCAGCUCAUCCUCUCUCGCACCCGCAGUACAACUGUACGACUCGUAUUUAAGGCAUUCAAGGAAAAUUUCGCGCGCGCGCCAAUUGACAGUGCAAUCAACAGAAAAUAGUUUGAAAACCAGAAUUUGUGUACCCUGAAAAAGCAAAUCUUUUUCUACACGUAUAUUUAUGUACUUAUUUCUGUGUACCUGUAAAGAGAUACAAUUUAUUCAUUGCUAUAUAUUAUGUAUAUUUUUGU